This is a messenger RNA of Syzygium oleosum, 979 nucleotides long. Its product is annotated as thaumatin-like protein. NCBI's taxonomy places the organism in Eukaryota, Viridiplantae, Streptophyta, Magnoliopsida, Myrtales, Myrtaceae. The transcript has 2 exons. Bases 23 to 823 code for a protein of 266 amino acids. Gene Ontology annotation, cellular component: extracellular region. Gene Ontology annotation, biological process: defense response. The record is from RefSeq and is a predicted model, not a curated record.
UCACUCAAUCCUAUUGUUCAGAAUGAAGUCCUCAGAUCUCAUCUCGUCUCUCUCUCUCUUCCUGACCGGUCUCCUCUUGUCUCCCGGGAAUGCUGUCUUGGCAGAACAAGUCACCUUCUAUGUCCACAACAAAUGCCCAUUUCCCAUAUGGCCGGCCACGGCUUCCAACACGGGCCAACCGGUGAUCGCAGACGGAGGCUUUUACCUCCCGCUAGGAUCCAACAAACGCAUCUCGGCCCCACUGGCGUGGACCGGGCGGAUCUGGGCCCGCACUGGGUGCAGGUUCCAGUCCAACUGGCAACCGGCUUGUGAGACCGGGGACUGCGACGGGCGGCUCGCCUGCGGCGGGCUCAUCGGUACCCCUCCCGCCACUCUGGUCCAGGUCUCGCUCCAGGCGGACAAGGCCAAGCCGAGCUUCUACGACGUCAGCCUGGUCGAUGGGUACAACAUCCCGAUCUCGGUCCAGACGAGGCCCGUGGGGCCCAAGUGCGGCAUCCCGGGGUGCUCAAAAGACUUGAACGGCAUGUGCCCCGAGGAGUUGCAAGUGUUGAACCGGGAUGGGGAGGUCGUGGCUUGCAAGAGCGCCUGUUUGGCCUUCAAUGCCGACAAGUUCUGCUGCCGGAACGAGUACGGGACACCCGACAAGUGCAAGCCGAGCGUGUAUUCUAAGAUGUUCAAGGAUGCCUGUCCGGGCUACUACAGCUAUGCCUACGACUCGCCCCCGCCAUUGGCGAGUUGUGCCUCCGAGGAGUACGUGAUUACCUUUUGUCCCCACACUUGGGGUGGUGAGCAAGUGCAAGGAUUGAACCAUACCUCUUCAUAGAGACUAAUAAUUGGCCAACCGAUAGCAACGUCAAUAACAUUAAUGGAGACUAAGGAGUUGAUUCAAUUUGAUUUCGUGCACUCGCGAGGAUUCACAGUGUCUCGUCAUAAAGGCAUAUGUAUACAGUUUGUAAUGGAACAUGAUAUCAGUUGAACU